Molecule: messenger RNA, 669 nt
Organism: Aricia agestis (brown argus)
Lineage: Eukaryota; Metazoa; Arthropoda; Insecta; Lepidoptera; Lycaenidae
Product: androgen-dependent TFPI-regulating protein-like
Exons: 4
Coding region: 1-669 (222 amino acids)
Cellular component (GO): membrane; endomembrane system
Source: RefSeq, a predicted model, not a curated record
AUGACAGCUUGUAGUCGUUCAUACAGUCGCAUACUUUUGUAUAGUCUGACACUGGUGUUGCACGUGUCCAACAAAGUCGUUAUAGACGCGAGACACAACGAGAUAUCCGAGAAUCCAGAUAUAAAAGCGUACUAUCCGCUACGUAACAGGUUCUUCACGGGGUGGAUUGUUUUCCUACACAUGGUUUAUUCUGGUAUUGGACUAAUUUGUGAGAGUUUAAAAAUAAAGCAUUCUUCUAACGAAGAAUAUGAACUACCGAAAUAUUUGAAGAGGUUCAGAGAUUUCUUGUUUAGUGUAUUCAUAUGGCCAUCUACUUGGGUGGUGUUUCUUGUGUUCUGGGUAUUGUACUACUACAAUAGACAUCUAGUGUGUCCACUCUUCGUGGACAAACUUGUGUCUUCCAAUUCCAACCACAUCAUGCACACAUUCAUUUUACCCUUUGCGCUUUUGGAGCUGGUACUCUAUACGUACAAUCAAGACGGGGUAUGGCUCUAUCCAAUAUUUAAGGUGAUGUACGGAACCGUAUACUUUCCUAUGAUACCUAUAACGGUAUACAUUGUCAUCUUGACAGCUUACUACGCGCAGUGGAGCGAUAAGAAAAAACCAGAGCUUGAUGAUACAAAACUGUCACUAUUUCCAGAUUCAACAGAGAUAACAAAGUCUGAAUAA